Molecule: messenger RNA, 2074 nt
Organism: Dermatophagoides pteronyssinus (European house dust mite)
Lineage: Eukaryota; Metazoa; Arthropoda; Arachnida; Sarcoptiformes; Pyroglyphidae
Product: TBC1 domain family member 5-like
Biological process (GO): activation of GTPase activity
Molecular function (GO): GTPase activator activity
Source: RefSeq, a predicted model, not a curated record
CGAGUGAUUGAAAACAAACAGAAAUUUUUAUAUAAAUCCGUUUUCAUUCCGUUUCCGUAUUUAAUUAAUCAACAGAAAAACAAUGGAAAAUCUAAAUGAUGAUGAUAGUGGUUUUGCUAUCAUUGAAAAUGCUCAAGAUGUACUGAAAGAUCAUCAACAACAACGGCAACAACAACAUCGAACAAUUGAUGAAAGAAUUGUCAACAAUUAUUAUCUUGAAGAAUAUAUGUCACUUGAAAAUGUUAAAACAUUAAAACAAACUGCACUGAAAUGUGGCCUACGAAGUUAUCGAUUUCGUUCGAUUGCUUGGAGUAUAUUUCUUGAAAGUUUACCCGAAAAAUCAUCCGAUCGUAUUGAACGUAUACGUCUUACACGUUCAAAAUAUCAAGAAUUACAGAAUAAAUAUCGUCAUGAUCCUAGAGAAUUUCAAGCUGAUGAUAAUAAUAAAACUAACGAUAAUCCAUUAUCACAAGAUGAAACUAGCCAUUGGAAUCAAUAUUUUUCCGAUGAUGAACUACAAUCACGAAUCAAAAAAGAUGUUGUCCGAGCAUUUCCGGAUAUAAAUUUUUUUCAAGGUGAAAAAAUUCAACGUAUAAUGGUUGAUAUUCUGUUUAAUUAUGCAAGAGAAAAUUCAAAUAUUGAAUAUAAACAAGGAAUGCAUGAAAUAUUAGCACCAAUCAUAUUCGUUAUACAUUCGGAUCAUCAAUCAUUUUUAUUUGCUCAAGAAAAUGGUCUUGAUGAAGAAGAAAUCCGAGAAUUAAUGGAUCCACGAUAUUUAGAACAUGAUUCAUAUUUUUUAUUUUCACACAUAAUGGAAAGUAUUGAUUCAUGGUAUGAUAAUAAUUCAAUACAAACUAUAAGAAAAAAUGAAUAUGUUAAUAUGGAACCAUUUUCGAAUGAUAUUGAUUUUAAUUGUUAUUCAAAAAUUGGUAUAAAAUUGAAAAUGAUAACGGAACAAAUUUUACGUCGACAUGAUGAAAAAUUAUUUCAACAUUUAAAAGAUUUGAAAAUUGCACCACAAAUUUAUGGUAUACGAUGGAUGCGUUUAUUAUUCAUUCGGGAAUUUCAAAUGCAAGAUCUUUUAGUUUUAUGGGAUGCAAUAUUUGCAUAUGAUUUUUCACUUUGUGAUUAUAUAUUUACUGCAAUGUUAAUUGUUAUACGUAGCCUAUUGUUACCUUGUGAUUAUGCUGAAUGUUUAAAUCAUUUAAUGCGUUAUCCAUCGGUUUGUGAUGUACAUUAUGUUAUACAUUUAGCAUUACAUUAUCGUGAUUCAUUAAAUUAUCCUGAACCGGUUGAACAUUCAACACUUGUCAUACCGAAUCCGAAUGCAAUUAAAGUACAAAUGGCAAAUCGUUUACCACCAUCAUUAUCAAUGUUUGGUAUUGGAAAAAUUUCCACUGUUCAAUUACCGAAUAAUUUCUCGAAUCAUCAUAAUCAUAAUCAUCAUUCAAGAUCAUCAUCAUCAACACAACAACAUUCACAAAAAUCGAAUGAAUUGAAAAAUGUUUCAUUCGAAUGGAUUGAAGAUAAAUUGAUAAAAUUUCAAGGAAAUGAUGGUAGUAAUCAGCAACAUUCAUUUGAUUGUUGUCAAGAUUUAGCUCAAGAAUUACAAAAUCUAAAAUAUAAAACGGAUUUUUGUUCACGUUAUAUGACAAAACAUUUGGAAAUAAUACAAAAAUUUAUUAAUCAAUGUGCAACACAGCAGCAGCAAUCAACAAGCAAUAAAAAUAAUCAACAACAACAACAAUCUAAUCAGGUUAAUAAUCAAACGGAACAGGAUUUUGAAUCAUCAUUGGAUAAUGUUUUAAUAUCGAUUGCUGAAUUGAAAAAAAUUCGUGACAUUUUACGUGGAACGAUAGCACUUUAGCAGCCUGUUUAGCAAUAACAACAACAACAACACUGAAGACAAUCAAUCAAUCAAUGGCAUGAAUGGCAUUAUCAUUAAUUUUUUUUUGUUUUGUUAUACUUUUCUCUCUUGAACAACAGACAUUAAUGAAUGUUUUUUCUUUUAUUGAAUUUGUUUUUCCGAAAAAACACCAACAACAAAUGAAUUUUGAUUUUCUUUUUUGAUUUU